Messenger RNA from Leptosia nina, 1029 nucleotides. Lineage: Eukaryota; Metazoa; Arthropoda; Insecta; Lepidoptera; Pieridae. The record is from the annotation of a GenBank genome assembly.
AUGAAAUCUACUAUUAUACUAGAAGAAGUAGUAAAUAGAUUAGAUAAUCUCCCGUCACCCCUAGCAACCAGGAUGCCGAACAUUAAGGUUUUCAGUGGAAGUUCCCACCCGGAUUUGGCCCAAAGAAUCGUGGACCGCUUAGGGAUUGAUUUGGGUAAAGUUGUAACCAAAAAGUUUAGCAACAUGGAAACGUGCGUGGAGAUCGGCGAGUCGGUUCGCGGUGAAGAUGUGUAUAUCGUGCAAAGUGGAAGUGGUGAAAUCAACGAUAACCUUAUGGAGUUGUUGAUUAUGAUCAACGCAUGUAAAAUCGCAUCCGCGUCCCGGGUAACCGCUGUCAUACCGUGUUUUCCUUACGCCAGACAGGACAAAAAGGAUAAAAGCCGAGCUCCCAUAACGGCCAAACUUGUGGCCAACAUAUUGUCAGUGUCUGGCGCUGAUCAUAUCAUUACUAUGGACCUACACGCGUCGCAAAUUCAAGGAUUCUUCGAUAUUCCCGUAGACAACCUAUUUGCAGAACCCGCGGUUCUAAAAUGGAUAAAGGAGAACAUUCCUGACUGGAAGACGAGCAUUGUGGUUUCUCCAGAUGCCGGUGGUGCCAAAAGAGUGACAUCAAUUGCUGAUCGACUGAAUGUCGAAUUUGCCCUUAUUCAUAAAGAACGGAAAAAAGCUAAUGAAGUCGCGUCUAUGGUUCUUGUUGGUGAUGUUAAAGACCGUACAGCUAUUUUGGUUGACGACAUGGCAGAUACCUGUGGAACAAUCUGCCACGCUGCUGAAAAGUUGAUAGAGGCUGGUGCAGUUAAAGUAUAUGCAAUUCUAACUCAUGGAAUUUUCUCUGGUCCAGCUAUUUCGAGGAUUAAUAAUGCAUGUUUGGAAGCAGUGGUGGUCACAAACACAAUACCCCAAGAGAGACAUAUGCAAGACUGCCCCAAGAUUCAAUGUAUUGAUGUAUCUAUGAUGUUGGCAGAGGCUGUUCGACGCACACACAACGGGGAGUCUGUGUCAUACUUGUUCUCUAAUGUUCCAUAUUAG